Phaeoacremonium minimum UCRPA7 is the source of this 1098-nucleotide messenger RNA. Its product is annotated as putative c6 finger domain protein. The record is from RefSeq and is a predicted model, not a curated record. The coding region runs from base 1 to 1098 and encodes 365 amino acids. Gene Ontology annotation, molecular function: DNA-binding transcription factor activity, RNA polymerase II-specific; transcription cis-regulatory region binding. The transcript has 2 exons. Gene Ontology annotation, cellular component: nucleus. Gene Ontology annotation, biological process: regulation of DNA-templated transcription. NCBI's taxonomy places the organism in Eukaryota, Fungi, Ascomycota, Sordariomycetes, Togniniales, Togniniaceae.
AUGUACCUCCGCGUUCGACGAUUGGUAGCCAGCGUCGUCUUCAAGACGCCUCCUCUAGACUACGAAGCACUCCAGGCUCUUGCAGUCCUCAGCAUGUUCACCCCUACCAUCCAGACUGCUAUGCCUAUUGAUUCCUGGAUGGUCUCUGGCAUUGCUAUGAACCACGGGACAUUGUCCUUCGGGUUGUCUGGAAGCGACUUUAACGUAUCCCAAGAAACCCAGGCUCAGCUGAGACGGCUCCGCAUCUGGAAUGCUCUGUGCCUCACCAAUGUUCAAUUUUCUAUUGGUAACGGGCGACCAAAUAUGGUUCAACCCAAAUUUAUCGAUCAGUGCGCACGAAUUAUCGAGUUCGAAGAUGCACUUCUCACGGAUGGCAAGUUAUAUGCCGAAGUUUUGCUUUUUACCAGAACGGAAUCAAUCCUGUCAAGUGGAGCGAGCAUCCAACUACAACAGUCAGGGAUGUUCGUCGUCCCCGAGCUCGAGGACUUCCGUGUAAGAUGGGGUCACCUGUUCAACAUUCCUGAGGGGCUCUCCCUGAAAGUCGGCUACUGGUAUUGCCACCUCCUUGUGUAUCGUGCUGCUCUCAAGGGGGAACCCACGGAUGCUGACUCGGCGGCUCUUGUGAGCGAGGCCAUCAAAUCGUCUUGCGAUAUACUGGAACUUUUCCUUAGCCUUGAAUUUUCUAUCAUCCUGGACAUGCCCGACCAUUUCUUUUUUAUGAUCAUCUAUGCUGCACUAACGCUGUGCAAGUUCGCCUUUGGCCAUCGGCUCAUCGCUGCAACGCAGCAGAGCCUCAUGGAUCUCGCCUCAAAUGACGAGCACAUUGCAUACCGUUUCGGUAUCGUCUUAGUCGAAAUACGGCGGAAAGCAGCUGUUGCGGGCAUUGAAGAUCCCGCUACCAACGGCACCGCACCGACUCCCGGGAUCAAUGAAGCCGUUCCCGAUGUGGCAGUAUUGCUUGCUGGAAACGGGGACGCGAAUUGGGAUGCUUUUCUAGCGUGGAAUAACAUGCCCGACUUGAGUCUUGCUCAGGGGCUUGAAGAGCCCAUGCCGUAUGAGACGGCUGGGUAUCAACCCAACUUUAACCCCGGCGAAUGA